This is a messenger RNA of Penaeus monodon (black tiger shrimp), 3182 nucleotides long. RefSeq names its product tRNA (uracil-5-)-methyltransferase homolog A-like. Gene Ontology annotation, biological process: RNA processing. The transcript is spliced from 16 exons. Gene Ontology annotation, molecular function: RNA methyltransferase activity; nucleic acid binding. The coding region runs from base 167 to 2662 and encodes 831 amino acids. The record is from RefSeq and is a predicted model, not a curated record. Lineage: Eukaryota; Metazoa; Arthropoda; Malacostraca; Decapoda; Penaeidae.
UACUGGAGUAUAAACGCCCCGGAAAGUGUUUACGGCUGUGGCAAGUCUCGUCUGCUGUACAUGUGUGCUGAUGCGGCGUUGUGUUACCACCCUUUUCCUAUAGCACGUAUUACCUUGAAUCAGCUGCAACCCAAAAGACGAGAGAAGUUUUACAUUGAACUCUAGAAUGGAAGGAGUUGCAGAAGGCACAGAGGGCAUCAAUAAGACACAAGAUGAAUUGAAUGCAGAAGAGAGUAUGGAGGUGGAGAAUGGUGGACAGAAGGAAGAAGUGGACCAGGACCAAAAAGAAGGGAGCUUUGAGAAUGGUGAUGGGAACAAGAAGAAUACAGAGAAGGACAAGGACAAGACAGGAGAAGGUGAAGCUGAAGGAGAAGGAGAAGAUGAGGGCUCUGAUCCUUAUGCCUAUACAAGGAGGGAUGAGUUCACAUCAGAAAAUUUCAAAAUUGAAGUUCGUGGACUCCCUCGGUACUACCCUGUUGGGCAACUCAAGAAACUACUGAAUGAUACAUUGCAAUUAAAUGCUCAUAAGGUGAAGCCAGCUGGCCAGGGUAAGACAUGGGCAUAUGUCACCUUCAGGGAUGAGAAGGCAAGGCAGAAAGCACUUGUUGUUCUUGAUAAGUACAAGUGGAAGAAGUGCAUACUUACAUCUUCGAUUGCAAAGCCAGUGGAAGAUCCACUGAUAAAACAGCGGGAACAGUCAGACCAGAGGUCGAACUCAGUAUCCAAUGACAAGCUUACCAUCUUGGAGAAGGUUGUGAAGAGUGUCACACCCUAUGCACAUUUGUCUUAUGAUGACCAGUUGAAGGAGAAAGAGAAGAUAGCAAAGAAUGUGUUGCGCAAGUUUGGCUCUGAGCUGGGCAGAGUGAACCCAGAGCUGACUGAAUGGGUGACAUGGCACAAGCUGCGGCGCAAGGGCCAAGUUUGCGAGAUUGACCCCAUCAUCCCUUCGCCUGUUACUGAUGCAUACCGCAACAAAUGUGAAUUCACUAUUGGAAUCAAUCCUGAGACAGAGCAGCCUACAGUGGGUUUCCGUAUUGCCAGUUACCGUGAGGGAUCCAUGUGUGUGGCACCAAUAGAGCAUCUCUGUCACUUACCUGAUCCAAUGAAGAAGGUUGUGAAGGUAUUUGAAACUUUUGUGCGAAGUUCAUCAUAUAUGCCAUUUAGUCCACUUACACACGAUGGUGUUUGGCGACAGCUGACCGUCAGAACUACUCGUAAUAAGGACAUCAUGGUUGUAGUUGUGGUUCAUCCCCAACAAAUGAAUGAUGAAGAACUUGGUGCAAUCAAGAAGAGUAUUGUUGACCUGUUUCUUGAAGGUGCAGGAAAGCCUUUAGGAGUAACUUCAAUAUUCUUCCAAGCAUAUGGCCAGAAAGAGCGAGGAGUUGAAGAGAAGUAUGAACAUCUCUGGGGAGAACAGUUCAUCACAGAGACCAUCCUUGGGAAGAAGUUCCGUGUGUCACCUGAUGCUUUUUUGCAAGUAAAUACAGCUGCUGGGGAAGUACUGUAUGAGACCAUUGGCAAUGUGGCAGCCCUAGAUGGCACCUCAGUGUUACUUGAUGUUUGCUGUGGCACUGGAACGAUUGGUAUUUCCCUAGCUGAGCGGUGCUUGAAAGUAUAUGGAGUAGAACUGGUGAAGAAAGCCGCAGAGGAUGCAAGGUUUAAUGCUGAAAAUAAUGACAUCAAGAAUGUUGUUAUAUAUGAAGGGAAAGCUGAAGAUCAUGUGAAAACAAUGGUAGAAAAUUGUGAGCAAUAUGAUACCAUUGGUGUUGUAGACCCACCACGUGCAGGACUACAUGGGAAUGUGGUCUGUGGCCUUCGUCGCUGUGAGAACAUGAAACGCCUUGUGUAUGUGUCUUGUGAUCCAGCCAAUGCAUGCAAGAACUUUAUCAACUUGGCCAGAGGGAAGAGCAAACAGUACAAAGGCGACUUCUUCAUACCAAUAAGGGCAGUUCCCAUUGACCUCUUCCCACACACUCCUCACUUUGAGUUGGUUAUUCUCUUUGAGCGAUGGGAUGAGUUGAAGUGGCGACGCAUCAUGGAAGGUGAUCCCCUACCUCGUGAUGCUGAGUACUUCAAACGCAUUCCUUCUAUCCAUUAUGAUGCUAAAAAAGCUGAUAGGGAAGGGAAGCAGGUUCGUGACUCAAACACAGGCAUGGGCGUAUGGAAAGUUGUCUCAAAGGAUCGGGGUCCACCCAAUAAAGGACGCCCCUACUACAAGCCUCGCCACCACCCAUAUGGGCGAGACUACCCACAGGAUCAAGAUCGGCCGUAUUACCCAAACUAUAAGAGAGGAUCCUACCAAGACUUUGAGCCUGACUACUAUGGAAGGAAUUACCGCCAGUCGUACAACCAGGAUUAUCGCAGUGACUAUGGUCCCCCUGAAAGACAUGGUCCACCUCCUUCAAGAGCUGGACCUAUCCAGCCUCCUUCAAGAGCUGGACCUAUCCAGCCUCCUUCAAGAGCUGGACCUAUCCAGCCUCCUUCAAGAGCUGGACCUCAUCAACAUCCUUCAAGAGCAGGACUUGGUCAGCCUCCUUUCAGAGCUCCACUUACAGGUCCACCUCAUGGUCAUCGGCCUUCACCUCAGCCUGGUCCACAUAUUCCACCAUUUUCACAGCAUAGUUCAAGAUUCAGGCCAAAUUUUCAGGGUGAUUAUUACUAAUCUUAUUCAGCCAUUAUAUUUCUUAAUUUUUAUUGAUCAGGACCUGAAGGGUCUUACUGCUUGAUCAGUUUUAAUGAAGUGCAAACAAUUCUGGACUGUAAUUGGAAAUUUCAGUGCUAUGCACUUUUUAGACAAUAGGACGAAACAUUCUUAGCAAAGAGAUGUCUCAUAAAAUUCUUUUUAUACUGAAUUUUCCACUUUCCUUUGAAUAAUUUAUUUAGAAAACAUUUGAUGUCAUUUUUUAAUAAACAAAUUUCUUCAAGAAAUAAGUAUUAAAUCUGAAGACAGGAUGAAUGUGCCAUGACUGUAUGACAAAUGUAGUUUUGGUUCAUUACCAAAUAAUAUGAUUAAGAGGAAGUAUAUUUCCUGUGCUGGUACACACAGAAUACAUUUAAUGUAAAUUCUCAGUUGUACUUUUAUUUAGAUAAUUUCUCUUUCAUUACUGAAGACACUUGCAUAAGUUAUGGUAUGUAACAAUGACAUGGAUGAUAUUUUGGAUUACAAAUAUGAUCUGCAUUUU